Molecule: messenger RNA, 561 nt
Organism: Cladocopium goreaui
Lineage: Eukaryota; Dinophyceae; Suessiales; Symbiodiniaceae
Source: the annotation of a GenBank genome assembly
AUGAUCAAAAAAACAUGGAUCCGACUACGGGUGCACUUCCUCUCCUACAACGAGGCGAUUCCAAUGCACUUUGCAGCCAAUGAGGGCCAUGGCCAUCGAUCAUCACCGUUCUCAUUGGGUUCUGCGGCAAUGGGCCACGCAUGGCGCACCACUCCCACUUCAGGCUCAUCUUUACUUCAUAGCGCCUUCGCCGCAUCCUCUAUAUGCGGCCAUGAACUUAUCCUCGUCAACGUGGCCGCGCUCGUUCCUGUUUGCCGCCGGUGCCUACCUCGGCGGUGCCAUGGCGCAACAAGGGACGAGAGAGGACCCGUCCCUUGUUGCGACAUCGCUGCUCUGCAGGCAGGCGUCGACGGCAGACAGGGGCGAGCACGGCAGGACAGAUCUACAUCUUCACCUCUCCAACGCAGCCGCGCGGCUGCAAGCGUCCACAUCGCAAAUCCGCUGGUGCGUCGUUGGUUCUUGGUCCGCUUUGUAUUCGGCGCGCUUGGCUUGCAGCCGGAUGUGGUCGUGGCUCUUGCUGCGUUCUUUGCUGCGAUGUCCUCGGGCAGAAACUUUAGAUGA